AUGCACCUUUGGGAUGCCAGUACAAGGAGACGUACAGACUUUCACGCCGAAUUUUCCUUUAUCAUAAAAGCCGUUGAUACAUCACCAUUGCAUGGUGAUGGGCUCUCAUUCUUCAUUGCACCAUUUGAGUCUAACAUCCCUAACAAUUCAAGUGGUGGGUAUCUUGGACUGUUUAAUUCUGAAGUUGCUUUAACCCCUUCGAGGAAUCAAAUUGUUGCAGUUGAGUUUGACAAUUUUCUAAAUCCUUGGGAUCCAGUUUUUAAUCAUAUUGGAAUCAAUGUCAAUUCCAUUCAAUCAGCGUCAGUGGCAAAGUUAGCAAGUAGCUUUCAAAUGGGGUCAAUAGUACAUGCUUGGAUAAGUUAUUACUCAACAACCCAACGUCUGGAUGUCUUCGCAGCUUACGUUGACAUUAAUGGCAUUGGGAUGAAUUCUAGCCUUUCGAUUACUAUUGAUUUGAGGAAUGUUUUACCAGAAUGGGUCAGAGUUGGUUUUUCUGCUGCUACAGGUCAGUUGGUCGAGUUACAUCAAAUAACUUCUUGGUCAUUCACUUCAACGCUUGGAGAUUGA
Messenger RNA from Quercus lobata, 567 nucleotides. RefSeq names its product agglutinin-2-like. Lineage: Eukaryota; Viridiplantae; Streptophyta; Magnoliopsida; Fagales; Fagaceae. The record is from RefSeq and is a predicted model, not a curated record. The coding region runs from base 1 to 567 and encodes 188 amino acids. The transcript has a single exon. Gene Ontology annotation, molecular function: carbohydrate binding.